Messenger RNA from Colletotrichum navitas, 663 nucleotides. RefSeq lists its product as uncharacterized. The record is from RefSeq and is a predicted model, not a curated record. The transcript has 2 exons. The annotation marks the transcript as partial. Lineage: Eukaryota; Fungi; Ascomycota; Sordariomycetes; Glomerellales; Glomerellaceae.
CAAGAGUGUCUAGACGACAAGGCAAUGCCCUCUUCCGCCGUAAUGUGGCUACUAGAAGCUGGCCUCGAUACUCUAAUGGUCGACCGAAGGCGUUCUGCCGACAUUCAAACUAUUCAGUCCAUGGGAUCUCCCCCCUUAGCUCACCUUAUACCUGAAAUUUUUAAUAUCAAGUAUCUUUCGUCGCUUGCCUCCCGAUCCUACCUCCUUCCAGGCUUGUCAUCUGUGUUCGCAGUCUUGGACGGAAUCGAGUCCAGGCGAAUACAGGAUUUGAUCGAGGACAGACCUGAAAGCCAACCUAGUGAAGCUAACGACCAUUUGAGCGAAAAUUUCUGGCAACAACUAUGGCGGCUGACACGGACAAGACUUCCGCCCUUUCAGAGGGGCGACUUGCAACAGCGAGGGGUUCGCGAAGCAGCGGCAUCGGACAACGAUGCCCUUUCGACAAAGGAAGUUGAGAGGUCAUCUUGCUACCGACCCCUGUCAAGGGAUCGAACUUUUGCCGACAAGGUAUCAAAUCGCGAAGUUGGUACAGAGAUUGAUACCUGCAAGAGCUACGACAUACAGGACCACUUUGCGGACUCUGAUAUGGGGCAGCACGAAGAUGACGUUGAUGAGUUGGCAUCUGAGGCGAAUGACACAUAUCGCUAUUCCUCCCCAUUCCUA